This is a messenger RNA of Nestor notabilis (Kea), 845 nucleotides long. It is a transcript of the gene MRAP2, whose product is annotated as melanocortin 2 receptor accessory protein 2. Bases 55 to 675 code for a protein of 206 amino acids. Gene Ontology annotation, molecular function: signaling receptor regulator activity; type 3 melanocortin receptor binding; type 4 melanocortin receptor binding. NCBI's taxonomy places the organism in Eukaryota, Metazoa, Chordata, Aves, Psittaciformes, Psittacidae. The record is from RefSeq and is a predicted model, not a curated record. Gene Ontology annotation, cellular component: endoplasmic reticulum; plasma membrane. Gene Ontology annotation, biological process: protein localization to plasma membrane; regulation of adenylate cyclase-activating G protein-coupled receptor signaling pathway. The transcript has 4 exons.
GGUCAUCUCGUUCAAACUCCUGCUCAAAGCAUGUUCAACUAGAUCAGGUGCAAGAUGUCUACCCUGAGGCUGAUUUCUAACAGAACCUCCCAGCAGGCCUUGUCUAACUCUGAUUACACCUGGGACUAUGAGUACUAUGAGUAUGGACCGGUGUCGUUUGAAGGCCUGAAGGCUCAUAAAUAUUCCAUUGUGAUUGGAUUUUGGGUUGGUCUUGCGGUUUUUGUCAUCUUCAUGUUUUUUGUCCUGACCCUGCUGACGAAGACAGGAGCACCACACCAAGACAAUGCAGAACCUUCUGGAAAAAGAUUUCGCAUGAAUAGCUUUGUGGCAGAUUUUGGAAGGCCUCUGGAGUCGGAGAGGGUCUUUUCUCAUCAAAUAGCUGAAGAAUCCCAGUCACUUUUCCAUUUCUGUAUUAAUGAAGUGGAACAUUUGGACAAAGCAAAACAAAAUCAGAAAGGUCCAGGUCUGGAGAGUAAUACCCACUUCCAGGAAGCUCCUAAGAGCAGUGGUAUGUUUGAGGAAGACCUACAUUGUCUUACAAAAUUUAACAUUCCUAACUUUGUGAACGCUGAGCAGAACUCUUCACUAGGUGAGGAUGAUCUCCUCAUCUCGGAGCCACCAAUCAUUUCAGACAGCAGAUCAGUCAUGCAAUCAUCCCAUCGGAUCCGUGACUGAAAAGACUUUUACUUUAAGAUAAACAUUCCUGUUACUCUCCAGUUUGAAGCCUUUCAUGGACUUCUGGUAUUUUGAUAGAAGGUAUUUCAGACCUGUGCUUUUUAUUGUAUCUAAGACUGGCUGUGCUGAGACACCUCAGUUUAGGUAAGAAGUAAAACACUGAAAACUUU